CCCCGUUGGUUUGCUGAGUCUGAUUUCGGACGAUGAACAACAACAUUUACUUGCAGCAACCAUUAUCACAACACUAGGCCGAUCACCACAAGAUACUGUUACUCACUUUGCCGACUCCAUCUACCGGACCAAGUCUUGAUCAAUCGCACAACGCCGUUCAACUUCGUUUAUCGCAGGCCCGAGCUCCGAUCAUCACCCAGUAGGCAACGGACGAGUUUGACGAUAACAAGACACUCGUACACGUAUACGCACUUACAUACCGCCAAAAGACGAUACGAAGCGUUCAACUCAAGUCAACAUGAAAUUCUCUUCCAUUGCUGUCAUCGCCACCGCCGUGGCUGGCGUCACCGCCGUCCCGGUCGACUCUGGCCCCCUGGCCAACCUCCAAGCCCGCGCCUCGGACGCCAUCGGCGGCGUCGUGCACUACAUCCGCCGCGAGCAGGCCGGCACGCCCGUCGUGCCGGACAUUAAGCGCGCGCCGAUCCGGUUCCGUAGCGCGCUCGAGCACGAGAACGACGUGCGGCGGCGCAAGAACAGCGCCGAGAAAAAGGACCCGCCGCCGUCGCCGCCGCUGAUCCCGUUCGUCACGAAGCCCGAGAGCAGUCGUCAGAAGCGGUCGGCGCCUGACCUGACGAGGAGGAGCCCGGCAGCCGAGUCGUCCGUGCCGCCCCUGGAGCCGUUCUCGACGAGGCGGCGAGAAGAGGGCUCUCAGUGAUUAGAGAGCGUAGAGCAUCUCGAUCACCCCAUCAUCCCUUGGCCGGCUCGAGGAAGUCACUGUGACAUACUUUCCCACAUGGCGAGGGUUCGACAGACAGAUGGUGACUACUCUCGUGAUCCGGGCUGUAAUCCACUGCCGACUUUGGAGGAUUGUGAAGGCUGAAUCUAUCAUCCGUUUCGUCAAGCACAUGGGAGGAAAGACUUGGAAAGGAUACUUUCUUCCGUUGGUGUCUGCAGUCUUCUUAGAGUGGAUGCUGGGGGGAUGGGAGCUUCCUGGGGAAUUGAUCUUCGAUUCACUGUAUAUCUUUUCUUUUCCAAAGCCGUUAUAUAUGACCCUUGUCUUCCGAGACCUUCUAUCUUUGU
Molecule: messenger RNA, 1080 nt
Organism: Colletotrichum destructivum
Lineage: Eukaryota; Fungi; Ascomycota; Sordariomycetes; Glomerellales; Glomerellaceae
Exons: 2
Coding region: 299-715 (138 amino acids)
Source: RefSeq, a predicted model, not a curated record